This is a messenger RNA of Meloidogyne enterolobii, 1359 nucleotides long. The record is from the annotation of a GenBank genome assembly. NCBI's taxonomy places the organism in Eukaryota, Metazoa, Nematoda, Chromadorea, Rhabditida, Meloidogynidae.
AUGAAUGAAGGAAAAUUCAACUUAAUUUAUAAAAAUGAAUCAAAUCGUUAUAGGCUUGGAAAGGAAGAUUGCAACAAAUUCCAUAGUCGACAAUUUUUUUACAUUUACAGAGCAAGAGUGGAACAAUUAAGAGAAAGGAUAAUUAAAAAUGCAAGGAAAAUUCUCGGAAAUGAAAAUUUAACUAGCACGACAAUUGAUUAUCAAAAGGAAAAUAACGACGUUUUUCUUGUUGGAAUUGUUUUUAAGAAAAUGAAAUUUCGUCAAAGCGUACUUUAUGAAUUUGCCGAUGAUUCUAAUUUAAAACUUAAAUACACAAAAAAAGAUGAUGAUAAUUUGGUGGAUGAAAGCGAUUUACUUGAACUUGAGAAUAAUCAACAGUUGAUAAAACUGAUCGGAAAUAUCAACAAACAUUCACUUGUAACAGGCGAUGUGAUUGGUGUUUAUGGCAGUCAAGCUAGGAUGGAUGAUACUUUUAAAGUUGAAAUGAUGAUCCUGCCCGAUCUUCCGCCUCAAAUACCUUGGCCAAUUAUUGAGAAGGAUUGUUAUAUUGCUUUUAUUUCUGGCAUCUCUUUGGCUGGCGGCUCAGAAAAAUCUGCAAAAACAAUUCAAGCUCUGAAUACAUUUCAAAAGUGGGUAAACAAUGAAUUGACUUUGAAAUCUCAUGAAAAGACUGAUGAUAUCGUUAAUAAUUUAAUACGUUUGGUUAUUGCUGGAGAUUUUGCUCAAUUAAAUUUAAUUGAAAUACAAAGACAAAAGGUGGCCGCAAUUGGUUUAGAAUAUGAAUCAAAUCUGGAUUGCUUUACAGGAUUGGAUGCUUUUAUUUGUUCUUUAUUGGAAAAAUUAUCUAUUGAUGUAAUGCCUGGUGCAAAUGAUCCCACUCAAUGUUUAAUUCCACAACAACCAAUUCCCAGAUAUGUAUUUACUGGAGCUGAUGAGAAGAAAUAUUCAAAUUUUCAAACAGUUACAAAUCCAUACCGUUUUUCAUUGGGAGGUCUACAAUUUGUUGGAACUUCAGGUCAGAAUCUUAACGACUUGGCACGGUUAACAUCGCCUUCAAGUGAAUUGGAAAAAAUGGAAAGAACAUUAAAUAUGAGUAAUUUAUUUCCAACAGUUCCCGAUACUCUUUCUGGUUUUCCAUUUUCUACUCGAGACCCUCUAAUUCUUGAACAAUUGCCUCAUGUCUAUUUUUGUGGAAAUCAACAAAAGUUUGGACAAAAAUUAAUUGAAUAUGACGAUGGGAAAAGAUGCCUUAUAUUUACCAUUCCACGAUUUUGUGAAACUUUUGAAGUUGCUCUAUUGAAUCUUAGAACUUUAAAAGUUAAGUCAUAUUGCUUCAAAACUUGAAGAAUUAUUUUAAGA